This is a messenger RNA of Neohortaea acidophila, 1065 nucleotides long. RefSeq lists its product as uncharacterized. The record is from RefSeq and is a predicted model, not a curated record. Lineage: Eukaryota; Fungi; Ascomycota; Dothideomycetes; Mycosphaerellales; Teratosphaeriaceae. The transcript has 2 exons. The annotation marks the transcript as partial.
GUACACGUGUACAUCACCGGCCUCGACGAUGCCGGUCAGGUAAUUAUGAUGAACACCGCGUUGCAACUUGAAGUUCUAACCACGUCCUCCUCUUCCCCCCAAACCCUUUCCAACGCCGACUUUGCCAUUCCAUUACCGAGCGAGCUAACAAUCCCAGGCUACAUUUCCAGCUGCCGCAUCUGGUUUGCAGUAGGCUACCUCAACUUCUCCGUCGUCGCCACCGCCGACGGCGCGGGCCUCGUCGCUCCCACAUCUGUCAACCCGACCGAUCCAAGCCACGAUGUGAACUGGGGCUUCGUGGAACUGACGUACACCUCCGACGGCCUCUGGGCAGACAUUUCCUAUGUUGACUUCGUGGGCUUGCCGCUCGGACUCUCCAUGACGCCCGUUUCAGGGCCAGUGCAGUCCGCUCCAGGCCUCCCAGCCAAUGGCGUGCAGGAAGUGUGCAGCAAGCUCCAAGCGCAGGCCGCCAGCGACGGACAACCGUGGGAUCAGUUGUGCAUCAACGACUCCAGCGGGAAUCUAAUCCGCGUUAACUCGCCCGGCAGCUUGCUCCCUUCCAACCCCGACGCAUUCGAGGAUCUGUUCACCGCCUACUCCAAUUCUGUCUGGAGCUACUACAGCACCAACACGCUGUACUUUAACACGCAAAACUCCAACGGCAACGUCUCUUGCACCGUGCAAGGCGGCGAGCUGACUUGCGAAGGAGACAAUAGAGGGUAUGCACAACCGACUGCUGCUGACAUUUUUAGUUGCGCCUCCGGGCCGUUCGAGAUUCUAAGUGGCGACAACGAUAUCCAUCUCGCAGUCGUGCCGAGACUAUGCGCCGCCUUCAACCGCGCCACCUUCCUCCUCCCCGGAGGCAACUACCAACCCAACCUCCCUCCCUCCUCAUACUACACCGUGCAGCCCAACAACGAGUACAGCGCGAUGGUGCACGAAGUGGAGAUUGACGGCAAGGGCUACGCCUUCCCCUACGACGACGUCACGCCCAGCGAAGGCGAUGAUGUGGCGGGCUUUGUGGCCGCGGCGGACCCGUCGAGUAUGACUGUUAUCCUUGGAGGG